Gamsiella multidivaricata is the source of this 450-nucleotide messenger RNA. RefSeq lists its product as uncharacterized. The record is from RefSeq and is a predicted model, not a curated record. The annotation marks the transcript as partial. Gene Ontology annotation, biological process: protein localization to vacuole. Lineage: Eukaryota; Fungi; Mortierellomycota; Mortierellomycetes; Mortierellales; Mortierellaceae. The transcript is spliced from 2 exons. Gene Ontology annotation, cellular component: vacuolar membrane.
AUGAUCAUGAUCAUCCUCUACCUGUUCUUAGCCACCACAAAAGGUAUCCUCACCAUCGGUAUCCGUUUGCUCUGGGUGAACCUGUACAAGAUCCGCAGAGCUGCAACGCAACCUCAGGGUCUUUUGGCUGCCACCAUGCUGCUGAUGCUCAGUCUCGCAGGCAUGUGCUACUCGCUGACCAUGUCUGUCGCUCCUGACUACUCGAUGUUUGGAAGCCAGCAAUAUUGUAACCAUACAAUCCCAAUUGGAGCUGGUGUACGAGACUGCAGCGACUACGCUGCCCUAAUCAUUCCUUGUCAUGUGGGAGCGCCUGAGGGCCUCUGCACCCCUACCGUAACCUCAGCCAUCAUUUUGAAGAUUAUCUUGGGCACACCAGUCCUCGGCAUCGCCUUUUAUUACGCACAGUGGCUCUUCCUCUUGACAUUUAUUGUUGCCUUGGUCUUCAACCUG